Messenger RNA from Knipowitschia caucasica, 1557 nucleotides. Lineage: Eukaryota; Metazoa; Chordata; Actinopteri; Gobiiformes; Gobiidae. The record is from the annotation of a GenBank genome assembly.
AUGUGGAGUAACCUGAAGAGCAGAUGUCAGACCCUGUUCCACAGCAGCAGUGGAGCUUCAGAGGGACGUCCUGAAGAGGUGCACUGUGUGGUGGAGCUGAGUCCCUCUGAGGCCCCCCUCUCUGCACCCUCCAGUCCGGCCCGGAGCCCACCACCCCCAGCCACCACAGGACGGCGCCAUCACAACUGUGUGUCAGACAUCCCGCAGAUUGUGGAGAUCUCCAUAGACAAAGACACAAAGGACUUACACGGCGGGGCGGGAGUCCCCCUGGCCCGUAGAGACUCGUACUCUCGCCACGCGCCCUGGGGCGGCAAGAAAAAACACUCAUGUUCCACCAAAACACAGAGCUCUCUGGAGGGCCGCUCGGGCCGGCUGAGGACCAGCCGCAGAGAGCGGCGCCACGGCGUCAGCUCGGCUCCAGAGAUGUGCGACUCUGCCCCGGGACGAGGGCUGAGCGGCCGCAGCCUCAGACAGCGCCUCAGCGACACGGUGGGUCUGUGUCUGCCUCUGCCCACGCACAGACGCUCGCACUCGGCCAAGUCUCCCAUCUCCACCAAACGUAAGAUUCACCUGACAGAGCUGAUGCUGGAGACCUGCCCCUUCCCCCCAGGCUCGGACCUGGCCCAUAAGUGGCAUCUGAUCAAGCAGCACACGGCCCCCGUGAGCCCCCACUCUUCCACCACGCUGCUGGACGCCUUUGAGCCGGGACAGACGUCUCCAGAGGACGAGGAGGAGCGUCUGCGGGAGCGGCGACGCCUCAGCAUCGAGGAGGGCGUCGACCCACCACCCAACGCCCAGAUCCACACCCUGGAGGCCUCUGUGUCCAGCUCCACGCUCUACAAACUGGGACCAAAGAUGACCCCUGGCCUGGCGGAGGCCGAGGGCCUCUUGGGGGUCUCGUCACAAGACUGUGACUCUGAGGAAGAUUCCACCACCCUGUGUCUUCAGGCUCUACGGCCCAAACAGAGGCACGCCUCAGGGGAGGGCCACAGCCGGCAGCAGCCGGGGCCCUGGAAGGUGCACACUCAGAUCGACUACAUCCACUGCCUGGUCCCCGACCUGCUCCAGAUCAGCGCGCUGCCGUGUUACUGGGGCGUCAUGGACCGGUACGAGGCCGAGGCUCUGCUGGACGGCCGGCCCGAGGGCACCUUCCUGCUGCGGGACUCUGCACAGGAGGACUACCUGUUCUCCGUUAGCUUCCGCCGCUACAACCGCUCGCUGCACGCGCGCAUCGAGCAGUGGAACCACAACUUCAGCUUUGACGCACACGACCCGUGUGUGUUCCACUCGUCCACGGUGACCGGGCUGCUGGAGCACUACAAGGACCCGAGCGCCUGCAUGUUCUUUGAGCCGCUGCUGACCGCACCGCUGCACCGGACCUUUCCCUUCUCGCUGCAGCACUUAGCGCGCGCUGCCAUCUGCAGACGCGCCUCGUACGACGGCAUCGGCCUACUGCCUCUGCCUCCCGCGCUGCUGGACUUUCUAAAGGAGUAUCAUUACAAACAGAAAGUACGAGUGCGCUGGCUGGAGCGGGAGCCGCCGCUCAAGCUCAAAUAG